Passer montanus (Eurasian tree sparrow) is the source of this 3432-nucleotide messenger RNA. RefSeq names its product hydrocephalus-inducing protein homolog. The transcript is spliced from 16 exons. Gene Ontology annotation, biological process: cilium movement; axonemal central apparatus assembly. The coding region runs from base 1 to 3432 and encodes 1143 amino acids. Gene Ontology annotation, cellular component: axoneme. NCBI's taxonomy places the organism in Eukaryota, Metazoa, Chordata, Aves, Passeriformes, Passeridae. The record is from RefSeq and is a predicted model, not a curated record.
AUGUUCCGUCCCCUUUAUAAUCGGCUGUGCCCCCACCUCGUGGUCCCGACCCGGCUGGCUUCCCCUGGAGACAUUAAAACUCUGGACUUUGCCCCCGAGUCCAGUCCCUCUUUUCUACUUCGCCUUCCUGCUGAUGGCUGCUGCCUCCUGCUGAGGCGCGCCCCGGACGCCCCCGGCGCAUCCGGGCAGUGCCGCCCGGCUGCCAGCUGCUGUGCCACAGCUCGGCCGGUGCAGCCUCCUCCCCAGCCCGGGGGAGCAGAGAAAAACUCGGACAGCAACUCGGCAAGAUCUCCAUUCCUUCCCUUUCCCCCCAGUUUCACCCUGAAGGGUGCAGGUCCCAGGACACGAGAUGUGGCAUCCCACUUCACUGUUGCACCUCAGUCAGGCGUCCUGAUUGCCUCCCAGCCUGGUGUGAAUGUUGAGAUCCUCUUCCACCCCACAAGUGAGAUGCUCCUCAAGAACAAGCCCAUCCUGUACUGCCAGGUGAUAGAUGCCAGCUCAGGUGAAGGAGGCCAGGCUGUCGCCAUCAUCCCAGUGAAUGUGUCAGCAAAAGCUGUGUACAGCAAGUACAGCAUUGAGCCUGCCUCACCCAUCAACUUUGGAGCCAUGAUCAAGGGCACCAAGAAGACCCAGACUGUUGUGCUGGAGAACAAAGGCAUGCUCAACUUCAAAUUCUACAUCCGCCAAGUACCCGAGGAGACAUCUACAUCAGAAAGCAAGAGUUCAAAGCAAGGGGAAUCUGCUCCACUGGCUACAAAGCAAUCAACAGCAAGGAAACCAAGCUCCUUGACACAGAGUCACCUCAGUCUUGGCAUGUUCACGGUGUCCCCCUGCUCCGGCUCCAUCAGUCCGUGGGGCCAGCAGAAGAUCACAGUGGAAUGCCUCGCAGGGCAGGAGGGGACAUGUGAGGAGCAGCUCUACAUUGACAUCCCGGGCAGAGACCCCAGGGACAAUCCCCUCGGCAUUCCCUUCACCCUGACUGCCGAGUCCUGCCUCCCAGGAUUUGCUGAGGAUGUCAUGUUAAUCUUCGAGGAGUACCCGAUCUGCAGCAGCACCGACCUCAGCCGCAAGCUGCAGUCGGUGAAAGGCCUGGGCCUGUUCAUCAGAGAUGAGAACAAAUUCAUCUUCAACAAGGUUCUGGUUGGGCAAGAGGCUGAAGCUCAUUUCAGUAUCUACAGUGCAAGCAGUCUGCCAUGUGACGUGGUCCUCUCCAUCAAACCCCUGCCUGGAAAGGAACAAAUCCCUAUCAAAAACAUUUUCAAGUUGGAUCCAGUCAAGAUGUCCGUUCCUGGCUCAUCCUGUGCUGUUGCUACAGUGACCUUCACCCCACCAGAUGAGCAGAAUUACAACUGCACCUUCAAGGCUUCCCUUGUCAUCCCAAAAGGCUCUGUGAAAAUGAAGCCCCAAACGCUGACCUUCACCAUCAGCGGGCAGGCGCACGAGCCGCAGCUGACGGUCGUGUGCCCAAGCGCCCGCAGCAAGCGGGGAACGGCCGUGCUGCGCUUCCAGAGGCUCCGGGUGGGGCGCUCCGAGGUGCUGCCCCUGGUCGUCCGUAACGACGGCAUCACUCCUCUCAAGUUUAUGUUACGCCUGGAACACGAGUACGGAGCGUUCUUCUUGAAAGGCAGGAACUCCACACUCAAGGUAUUCCACACUGAAGAUGUGGAAGAGGACUCCACUGGAAACGAGAGAAAGCCCACGAAGCCUUUCUUCCUUCUGCGUUGUGGGCAAUCGACAGAGUUUGAUGUCAUUUUCAAACCCACCCUGGCUCAACGUCUGGAAGGGAAGAUUCGUCUGUUGGUGGGGAACAUCUACUCUAACAAGAUCCUAGUAGAGCUGGUGGGUGAAGGCCACAAGGACAAAUUCACCCUCGUUGGACUAGAGGAAGACACCCAGGAGAGGAAUGCUAAGAGCAGUCUGAACAAAGACAUCAUUGAUGCUGUCAGAGUGAACCACAUGCAGUUUGGGGACUGUCCUGUCGGGAAGCCCUGCCGCAGGACCUUCACCAUGAGCAACCUCACCCGUCACCAGUUCAUGCGCUUUGAGUGGGAGGCAGACGGCCCAUUCCGGUUCUCCCCCAAGGUGGGACACCUCCGUCCUCGCCGUGCCAAGGAGAUCACGGUGACCUUGAAAUCAGAUGUCCCAGCCACCUUCAGGAGGCACCUUGUGAAAUGUAAGGUGACCAAGAUCAACUUUGAGCUGCCACCAAGGAAGGUUCCUGACUGGGAUGACCAAAAGAUCAUUAUAUCAUGGAGGAGUACCCCCAGCAAAGACUCAGCAGACAAAUCCCCUAAAAUAGAGAGGGUGGUCAAGAUAGACCCGGAACCGGUCCACACUGUGGUGGAGGAGAGCAGCCAGGAGGUCGAGGUGUACCUCAGUGCUGUUGUUGGCUACACAGAGUUGAAGCUGAACACGGUGGUGGUUCAGUUCAAGGAUACAUUGCCCUUCCACACAAGGACAGCCACUUUCAGCAUGCACAACACAGGGAAUACAACCCUGGAAUAUUACUGGGAGGAACCUGCAGAUAAACCAGUGAAGAAGCCAUACUCAAUCACUCUGAUGCGUCGGUUCCUCUCCUAUGAAACUGUGAAGAAUCGCAGAAAGCUGCUGCGUCGUUACUGGCGGUACCUGGCCCGUCUUUCCAGGAUGCGUCCUAAAGUGCAGCCGCAGGAGCGGCGGCCUGACAAGAAUGAGCUGUUUAUGCGGUGGUGGUGCCGGCUGAUAGGGGUGGAUCCCAAGGAGCUGAUGGGUUCUAAAGUGCAGGAGGGUUCUGAGGAUCAGGACGGUUCCAAGAAGCGGAAGAAGGGUUCCAAGAAGCAGCAGCAGCAGGAUUCCGAGCAGCAGCAGCAGCAGGGUUCCAAGCAGCAGCAGUCUUCUGAGGAGGAGCAACUGGAUUCCAAGCAGAAGAAGGGUUCCAAGAAGCAGAGCCACUCCAAGGAACAGCACGUCUCUGAGCAGCAGCAGCCCUCUGAGCUGCAGAAGCAGCAGUCUUCUGAGGAGGAGCAGCUGGAUUCCAAGCAGAAGAAGGGUUCCAAGAAGCAGAGCCACGCCAAGGAACAGCACCUCUCUCACCAACAGCUGCAGCAGCCCUCUGAGCAGCAGAAGCAGCAGUCUUCUGAGGAGGAGCAGCUGGAUUCCAAGCAGAAGAAGGGUUCCAAGAAGCAGAGCCACUCCAAGGAACGGCACCUCUCUGAGCAGCAGCACCCCCAGCAGCAUCAGCAGCCGCAAUCCCAACAGCCCGAGCAGCAGCCCUCUGAGCAGCCUGAGCAGAUUCCUAACCUGAGGCCAACUCAGAAGAAAGUGCGGGUGAUUUUGAAAGGCAGAGCCCGGGAGAAGAAGAGUUUUGGUAAACCGAAACGCUCUGCGUUACGGCGGAGAGAGGAUGGCCCGAGACCCAAGAAGAAGGUGCACUGGAAACCAGCACCUGAGUGA